Parascedosporium putredinis is the source of this 1689-nucleotide messenger RNA. The record is from the annotation of a GenBank genome assembly. NCBI's taxonomy places the organism in Eukaryota, Fungi, Ascomycota, Sordariomycetes, Microascales, Microascaceae.
AUGCAGUUUGCGAUAACGCCUACCCGCCACCAACAGCGCCGCUAUGGCGUCCGUCCAAACCGAACGGCCAAAGUCAUCCUCCUCGCCACCGAUCCUAAGGAUUCUCAACGACGGGCUAAGUCGGUUCGUGAGCGCAAGGCCCCACCCAAAGUAACCACCGCUGCACACCGCCACAGCUUUUCCCAAGACAACUGGGGAAGUUCAGCAGCAUGCAUCGCCUAUAAGUCGCAACCAUCUCCGUCGAAGAAGGACACGCAUGUGCCUCCUCCUCAUCACGGCCGCUCGUCUCUCGCGGCUGCACAGGAGGCAACGGCAUCUCGACCUAGAUCCCUCUCAUCACCCCUCGUGAAACAGCGAAGUCACGGCCUAGCCAAUUCAGGUUCUACGCAGCGAUGGUCGUUCGCCCCCGAACUUUCCCCCUCUGCGGAAUACGGUUCGGUUCCGACCACCUUGUUGGAUCGUAGCAUGUAUACGUCGCACCCGCCCGUCGGCAUCGAGGUCGAAGAGAGAAGAAGGGCAGAUGAGCUGCAUUCUUCAGCCGUCGCACUUGCUAGGCAGGUGUUUUUGAAGCAGCAAAAAUUGACUGAACAACAUAUGCGCGAGAUGGAGGAGGACGACGACGACGAUAUGACGAGUGGUGGUGAGCCCGCCCACUCGGAGCCUGUCAAUCUUCACGAGGCGGCGUAUAAGUUGGCGCAGGAGCGACUAGCGAAAUUGGAGCAAGAGUUUCAAAAGAACCGCGAAUUCCGCGAACGCUACAACCCCAACCAGUCACCCACCCCACCUCGCCGCCGGACGCACAAGGCGUUUAGAUUACGCAACAGAUCCUCGAGCGAUAGCGAUCUUCAAUCUCGGCGACAAGACCGAACGUCAAACCCCACCACUAUAUUCCCGUCCCUUCAAACCAAAGUAGACCAAGAUCAACGCCGGCGAGAUAGGGAGGCUGUUCUAGCCGCGGCCCGGAGGAAUGUUCAGAGCCAGCUCCAUGACAUUGAUGAAAGCAUCUACGACCGUACCGGAAUGGUGCCACCUAGCAAAUUGUCGGAAUGGAAAGCCAAGGCGGAAAGCCUUGCCCAGAUCAAAGUGGCGUCCGAGAUGCCGCCUCUAGGAAAGCGAGACGUUGGCGGCGGGAUGUUUGUGACGCAGGAGGAGAUUGACGCCGUCGCGGCCCGUAAUGUCCAGCCUCUCCUCCAAGAGAUUAACGAGAGGGCGGAGAAGGAACAAGAAAGACAGAGGCUCCUUAAAGAGGAACAAGCGCUCAAGGAAAUCGAGAUUGAGAAAAAGAAGGCGCAUGAUCGAGAAGUGAAGGAGAUAUACCGGAAGCUUAAAGAGGGUCAGAAGCAAAAGGACAAGGAGCGAAAACAGAUCUUGAAGGAAGAAAAGCGUGAGAGGCGCAACGGGACUACCACCUGGCGCAAGGAAGACGAGGAUGUGGCGCUCCACGGGGCCAUAGUCACUUUAGAAGAUCGUAACCUUGCCGGUUCGGUGAACGAUGGCGAUGGCGGGCCUCAUCCUGGCGAAGCAAUGAACAACACCCAGGGCAACGAGGCAGCGGUAACCUCGGGGCAAAGCCACACGCUCCCGCCAGUCGUGGACGCAAUUACGACUCCUCCAAGAAGCAUCACCCCGGUUGAGGGCGAAGUGUCUCCGGCGAUGCCCGGGAGCCCACCCUCUCUCCGGGCAAAGUGA